AUGAAUGUUAUAUUGGCUGUAAAGCAGUACAUCAGUAAAAUGAUUGAGGGGUGUGGAGGAGGUAUGAAAGUUCUGCUUAUGGACAGAGAAACGACAAGCAUUGUGAGCAUGGUAUAUGCCCAGUCAGAAAUUUUACAGAAGGAGGUCUAUUUAUUUGAGCGCAUUGACACAGCAGGAAGAGAAGCAAUGAAACAUUUGAACUGCAUUGUGUUCCUCAGACCCACACCUGAAAAUGUGGACUUGUUAGCUCAAGAGCUGCGAAUGCCUAAAUAUGGACUUUAUUUUGUUUAUUUUAGCAAUGUUAUCAGCAAACAGGAUGUUAAAACUCUUGCAGAAGCAGAUGAUCAAGAAGUUGUGAGAGAAGUACAGGAAUUCUAUGGAGACUAUAUAGCAGUCAACCCACACCUGUUUUCUCUUAAUUUGGUUGGCUGCUGUCAGAACUUAAAUUGGUCACCUUCAAUGCUGUCACGCACCAUUCAAGGUCUAACUGCAGUUCUGUUGUCACUGAAAAAGUGUCCCAUGAUUAGAUAUCAGAAUUCUUCAGAGAUGGCUCGCAGACUUGCUGACAGUGUCAGGCAAGUGAUCAGUAAAGAAGCCGCACUGUUUGAGUUUAGGAAGACUGAUGUUCCUCCUGUACUCCUUAUUUUGGAUCGUAGGGAUGAUGCUGUUACCCCUUUGCUUAAUCAGUGGACUUAUCAAGCUAUGGUUCAUGAGUUGCUGACCAUCUCCAACAACCGCAUUAAUCUGUCAUCAAUUCCAGGGGUUUCCAAAGAUCUGCAGGAGGUAGUCCUGUCAGCUGAGCAUGAUGAAUUCUAUGCUAAUAAUAUGUACAUGAAUUUUGGAGAAAUUGGAUCUAACAUUAAAGAACUGAUGGAAGAGUUUCAGAAAAAGUCUAAAAGUCAAGCAAAAGUGGAGUCUAUUGCUGAUAUGAAG
Messenger RNA from Candidula unifasciata, 933 nucleotides. The record is from the annotation of a GenBank genome assembly. Lineage: Eukaryota; Metazoa; Mollusca; Gastropoda; Stylommatophora; Geomitridae.